This is a messenger RNA of Onychostoma macrolepis, 1535 nucleotides long. RefSeq names its product ferredoxin 2 (gene fdx2). Gene Ontology annotation, biological process: positive regulation of oxidoreductase activity; P450-containing electron transport chain. The coding region runs from base 52 to 612 and encodes 186 amino acids. The record is from RefSeq and is a predicted model, not a curated record. NCBI's taxonomy places the organism in Eukaryota, Metazoa, Chordata, Actinopteri, Cypriniformes, Cyprinidae. The transcript has 5 exons. Gene Ontology annotation, molecular function: 2 iron, 2 sulfur cluster binding. Gene Ontology annotation, cellular component: mitochondrion.
CACGCCUCGGCUGCUAUUGGCCAGCGCUGGUCACGUGAUCAAAACAGUGUCAUGGCGGCGUCCGCGGCGGUCCGGUCGGCCGUGAGUUUAACGCAGCGGUUUGUCCGAGUUUCGCCGGACUGCAGCAUCUGUCCGCUCUACCGACUCAACGUGUGUACAGGAGCCACCGACGGGUUUACCGCUCCGAACCGACGCCUGCGGACCAGCAUCGGUGUGUGUCAGAGUGAAGACAGCAGCUCACCGGAGGAGGACGAGCGAGUUGUGAAUGUGGUGUACGUCGACCGCUCCGGAGAGAGGAUUCCCGUCAAGGCCAGGGUCGGUGAUAACGCUCUUUACCUGGCGCACAAGCACGGCAUUGAGCUGGAGGGCGCCUGUGAAGCGUCUCUGGCCUGCUCCACCUGUCACGUGUACGUCAGCAGCGAGCACUACGAGAAGCUCCCGGAGCCCGAGGAACGGGAGGACGAUAUGCUGGACAUGGCUCCGAUGCUGCAGGAGAACUCGCGUCUGGGCUGCCAGAUCGUCCUGACUCCGGAGCUGGACGGCAUGGAGCUGACGCUGCCCAAGGUCACCAGGAACUUCUACGUGGACGGUCACGUGCCCAAACCUCACUGAGCAGCCGAAUGAACGGAUGGAUCGCAAAGCACUGUGGGAUACCGCCGCUAGACAAGCCUCUGGUUAAAGGCUGAUCGAACAUCCCUGAGCUUCUCAUCCGGUGAACUCUUGAGCUCCAGCUGAAUUCGGUGCGCAGGUAUUUCCACGUGAAGGACUCCGGCGCGGCGCUUCAUCAUCCUUCACAGACCCACAGCAUUAGAGAAUAGUGUACAUGUACUGAAAACAUCACAAUCCAACACCUGUUUCUCUCUGUCUCUCUUCUUCUGGAUGAAUGAAAUGAAGCCUUUUUUAGGACCGUUAAGAUUUUCCCCAUCGUUUCCCAUGACUGUAAUGCAGAUGUUGUAAUUCCCAUUAUCCUCCAUGACUUGCUGUACUGCAGAAAAAUAUUCCUGUGGUACGAUACCUUAUUGAUGAAAGGAAAAAUUAAAGAACGUGAAUGAUGCAAAAACGGGCUUCAUUUUCUUCAUACACAGUUUGACUUCUUAUGUCUUUGUUGUUUUUGUGGUGAAGUAUCAGCUGGACUUGAUCUCCACGUUUCAUGAGAUUCACCAAAAACAGAAACAUUCCACAGUAUAAAUAAUUUCAGGCUUUUAUAAAUGUUACCAUGUUCAGACUCCUGUGUGUGCCACUCAGAGAGAGUAAUGAUGUAGGAAGGGUCAGUUCAUCCGUCUGAAAGCCUCGGUCAGAUGCAGCUUCGCUGGAGACUGAUGUGUUUUACAGGAGGAGACAGAAGCUGCUGUUCUGCGCUUCAUUUCAUUAAUAAACACACAAACCUGUCAAACGCACAUUUCUCCUUCCUCUACUCGCUGUGCCCACAAAGUAUUCAUCGGUCUGUAAAAACCAUCAAUCUGUUAAGUUUGUUCAGUUAUAAAAUGUCAAGCUUGAUUCUGAUGUAUGAAAUAAACACUAGUGUGUCAUAGUAA